Planococcus citri (citrus mealybug) is the source of this 10595-nucleotide messenger RNA. It is a transcript of the gene Ten-m, whose product is annotated as teneurin transmembrane protein Ten-m. The transcript has 33 exons. Gene Ontology annotation, biological process: motor neuron axon guidance. Bases 851 to 9409 code for a protein of 2852 amino acids. The record is from RefSeq and is a predicted model, not a curated record. Lineage: Eukaryota; Metazoa; Arthropoda; Insecta; Hemiptera; Pseudococcidae.
UAGUCCUCAGUUUCGGCAUCGCCGUAGCCAACUUCUUCCACAGAGUAUCGCGUGUAACUUCAGUACACUUUUGGCGUUUCCAACGAGACGGUGUAGUUUUGUGAUUUCUCAUCUUCGUGUUUAUAUUUUGCAUUUUUUUUUCUUCUUCAAAAGCUUAAAGAUCGCGGUUUUUCACCUACAUUCGCGCGUAUUUUUUUGUGAGAAAAUCGUCGUAAUUUUUUUUCUUCAAAUUGACGAAUCGUUUAAAAAAAAGUUACUGGAUGUGAUCGUCGCGAAGUUAACGUAAUUUUUUUUCGAUCUUAUAAUUUUUUUUAAAUUCGAAUACGCGGUGUUUUGCGAGUAUUUUUUUUUUCAAAGGCCUUUAAUGGGUCGAGUUUAUUUUACUGUGGUGCUGGUGAUUUGCUGAUUAUUUUUUUUUGUUAUUGAAAAAGUUCGAUUAACUGUGCCAAGUGCCAUAGGAGGAUUUCACCAAUUUUCGAGGAUUUUUCCAAUGAGCAUUUUUUUUCUCUCUUUCGGAUUCGAGACGAGGCAUUUUAAUUAAUUAAUCAACGUGGCCGGGCAUCCGGGUAAUCGGUUUUACCGUGCUUGUAGCUUGAGUGGUUCAGACGGAGAGACGGAUAGUUCACCGACCAGACCGGUACGCGGAGGCCGUCCCAGACGCAGCAACAUCCAACAACACACCUACCAUUUACCAGCCGGACUCAGCGAUUCUUCACCGAACUCCGAUAAUGUGUCAAAUGCAACCCUAACAGAUUCCGAAGUAGCGUUGGCCAGAGAUACCACGCUUUUAGCUCAUAAAAGAAGUCUAUUACAAGUGUCUGGUCCAGAUGUACCGCCCAGAAAUUCAACAAUGAAUCGACUUAACGGGCGAUUGGGCACUACGAGCUCGCACCAUCGUGCUGCAGCCCCCGAUCUAGAUGCCGAUUUCGAACCUUCCUGCUUAGUGAGGACACCGUCGGGAAGCGUUUAUAUUCCACCAGGUAGCAUAAAUAAAAGCAAUCUCGAUUACAAAACAACCUUAUCUUGUGAUAAUCCUCAAAAGACUGAUUUACAAAAGACUACAGAAAGAUGUACGAUGAAUUAUUCUUCUCCUAUGCCAGCCUUACCAAUCAGGAAUAAUUUACAUCGUCCAAGUUCAACGCAUCAUUUCCCACCGCAAAGGUUCCAUUUCCAAAAAGGAGUCACAUCAAAAUGUACAUGGAAGUGUACAGCAAUCGUAUUAAUUUUUAUAAGUAUAGUAAUGGCUGCAACAUUAAUAUAUCUUACGAUGUCCAAUCUACUGCACUGGUCGUACCAGAGCUCGAAUACGUGUACAGUUGUGGUAGACGAAGAGAACAGCGAAGCGUUGGCCAAAACCGAUGAAAAUAUACUGAAAAACGUAACCACCAAAGGAUCUCGUGUUUCGACUGCCCUCGGAGGAGGUACGAUGAAUUGGUUGAACGCUUCGUAUGAUGAUGGUGAUGGUAGUUUGCUAACUCGAAUGGUAGAUUUAGUGCAUGGUGGUCUUCCAGCACAAAUUGUAGCUAUUGCACCCGCUUUGCUUUCUAAUAACGCUAAUUUAGAUCCCGAUGGUCAGAGUUGGAGUAGCCGUAGACUUCUCCAGGUCACCGAUGAACCCGAACGUGAUAAUAAAGACAGCACUGUCGACAUUGUGCUCGAAGAUAAACUCAAGGAUAACAUCGAAAUGGAUCAUUUAGCCUAUGAUCAUAAAAACGAUGCUGUGGAAAGGAACGAGAUCGUUUACACUCCUCCUGAAUCUAAUAACAUCUUGGAUGUGCGGACUUCGGUGAGGGAGAUCAUUCGGAGAGAAGAACCUCAGGAGAAAAAUGAUCACAUCGUGUUGAAUAUCAGCAUCGCGUCUGAUGAUAAAGCUUACAAGCCUGUUUCCCUAUCUCUGCAACUUCCUACGAACUCGGAUCAUUCUCGUAUCAAUCUAGAGUCUGCUUUUACCAAAAACAUCAAUACUUUAUCAACAAACGCUGCUGGUGAGAAGUCCAAUAAAACUGGAACCCAGUCAACUGGUCAUCUUUAUGGAGGCGAAUGUCAAUGCUUUUGCCCUUGCAUGGAGCAAAAUAAAGGUGCAGACUCGAACGUCAGCAGUGCUGAAAAUGAACCUGCAGCCAAUCUAAUGGAAGAUAUCAGAUCAAACGUCAUUGAAACCACAACGAGUGGGCAAACGGAUAUGUUCAAUUGGACCACAAUGCUGGAUACGGAAAUGGAAACGACUUAUUCGUCCGAAGAGUUCACCGAUUUGGAGUUUGUUACCGAAACGAGAGACGAUUUCGAAGGAACUACAAGUACAACGACGACGGUGGCUACAACAGGGACCACGGCUGAGCAUCGUCUUGUCAUUUGUACAGGAACAAAAACGCAACCAACCAGGACGAUACCACCGGACGGAACGACAUUCUCGGAGAUCAAAUUCGGCCAAAAAAUAACCAACGAAGUGGCUCCGUAUAGUUACUGGAACAUGCAGUUCUACCAAUCGGAACCUGCGUACGUUAAAUUUGAUUACAGUUUUCCAAAAGGUGCUAGCGUGGCUGUGUACGGGCGUAAGAACGCGUUACCAACUCAUACGCAAUACCAUAUGGUAGAAUUAUUGAACGGAGUCAGGAACAGAGGAACGAGAACGUCACAUCCGCAAACCAGUGUCGAAAAAGAAGUAACUCAUUUCUUGGAACCGGGUCAGUGGUUCUUAUCACUGUACAAUGAUAACGGUGACCCUGCUACCAUCUCUGUAAUGGCUGCUGUUUCUGAAGAUAUGACUCAGAGUUGUCCCAACGGUUGCAGUAGUCGAGGUCACUGUGUACUUGGCAGAUGCAAGUGUAAUACUGGUUUUGGAGGUGACGACUGCAGUCAGAAUGUUUGUCCAGUGCUGUGCAAUCAACGUGGAGACUAUAUCAAUGGCGAAUGCCAAUGCAACCCAGGUUGGAAAGGUAAAGAUUGCAGUCUACGAUACGACGAAUGUGAAAUUCCUGAUUGCAACGGACACGGACAAUGCUCCAAUGGCCAAUGCGUUUGUAUACGAGGAUUCAAGGGCAAAUUCUGCGAAGAAGUUGACUGUCCGCAUCCAACUUGCAAUGGUCACGGAUUCUGUAUGGAAGGCACAUGUGUCUGCAAAAAGGGAUGGAAAGGAGUCGACUGCAGUCAAACUGACAAAGAUGCUCUUCAAUGUCUUCCUGAUUGCUCUGGUCAUGGCAAGUUUGACCUGGAAACUCAAACCUGCAACUGUGAUCCACUUUGGUCCGGCGAUGACUGCUCUAGAGAACUGUGCGAUCUGGACUGUGGUCCUCAUGGGCAUUGCGUUGGUGAAACGUGUACUUGUAACUUGGGAUGGAGUGGCGAAUACUGCAAUGUGAAGCUGUGUGAUCCAAGGUGCAACGAACACGGUCAAUGUAAAAAUGGAACUUGCCUCUGUGUAACCGGCUGGAACGGCAAACAUUGCACUCUAGAAGGAUGUCCAAACUCAUGCUCGAGUCACGGCCAAUGCAGAGUGAACAUCGACAACGCCUGGGAAUGCCAAUGUACCGAAGGAUGGUACGGUAGAGAUUGCAAUACCCAAUUGGAAUUGAACUGUAACGACGGACGGGAUAACGAUAAAGAUGGUUUGACCGACUGCGAAGAUCCGGAAUGUUGUAAAAACGAAGCGUGCAGAAAUAGCCAAUUAUGCGUUUCCGCUCCGUUGCCCAAAAACAUACUCAAUAAAAAACAACCGCCCAUCGUUACAGCCUCGUUUUUCGAGCGCUCCAAGUUCCUAAUCGAGGAAGGAAGCUUGCAAAAUUACGCCAGACAAGAUAAUUUCAACGAAAGCAAUUAUUGGAGACAUCUAAAUACAAGCCGAUCAGCAGUGGUUCGAGGAAGAGUUGUGACCAGUAUGGGUAUGGGAUUGAUGGGUGUCAGAGUCAGCACGAGCACACCUCUGGAAGGAUUCACAUUGACCAGAGAAGACGGCGAAUUCGAUUUAUUAGUCAAUGGAGGCGGUGCUGUUGUACUGCAGUUUGGUCGAAGCCCCUUUAAACCGCAAAGUUUUGUUACUUAUGUGCCAUGGAAUGAAAUUGUGAUCAUCAACACGGUAGUUAUGUCAUUGGGUGAUGAAAAGGCGGUUAUUGUUGCUCCCCAGACGUGCAAAUCGCAUAAUUACGAUGUAAUGAAACCGAUUGUAUUGGCUACGUGGAAACACAGCUUCCAAGGAGGGUGUCCGGAUAAAAGUGCCAUAUUAGCCGAAUCUCAGGUGGUACAAGAAAGUGUUCAGAUUCCGGGUACUGGAUUAAACUUGAUUUAUCAUAGUUCAAAAUCACCCGGAUAUUUGUCAACUAUUCAACUUCAGUUGACCCCUGAUGUUAUUCCACAAACUCUGAAAUUGAUUCAUUUGAUUAUCGCCAUCGAAGGUAUACUGUUUGAGAAGACUUUCGAAGCUGAUCCCAAUAUUCGAUACACUUACGCUUGGAAUCGACUUAAUGUGUACAAACAACGAGUUUACGGUGUGACUACAGCCAUCGUAAAAGUAGGCUACGAAUACACCGAUUGCAAAGACAUCUUGUGGGACACGCAGACAACGAAGCUAAGCGGAAACGACAUGAGCAUCUCAGAAGUCGGUGGCUGGAAUCUGGAUAUCCAUCACAGAUACAAUUUCCACGAAGGUAUUUUGCAAAAAGGAGACGGAUCUAAUAUCUACUUGAAGCAUAAACCGCGAGUUAUCCGAUCUAGUCUUGGAGAUGGACACCAGAGACCUCUGGAAUGUUCAGAUUGCGAUGGAAGUUCUGGCGAAAAGACUCGACUACUGGCUCCUGUGGCUUUGGCUGCUGCUGCUGAUGGAUCUCUUUUUAUCGGCGAUUUUAAUCUGAUUCGAAGACGUAUGGUAGAUGGCGUUGUUAGAACUGUAGUUAGAUUGAAUGUUACCAAAGUAGCCUAUAGAUAUCACGUAGCUCUGAGUCCGUUAGAUGGUACUUUGUUCAUAUCUGACCCCGAGAGUCAUCAGAUUUUGAAAGUUCGCGACGUCAAUGAUUUCUCUGACCCGGAUCGUAAUUGGGAACCUUUUGUCGGAUCCGGAGAAAGGUGCUUGCCCGGAGAUGAGGCUCAUUGCGGUGAUGGUACUCUCGCCAGAGAUGCCAAAUUGGCUUACCCUAAAGGUGUUGCCAUUUCCGCUGAAAAUAUAUUAUACUUUGCUGACGGUACAAAUAUUCGAAUGGUGGACCGAGAUGGUAUCGUUACCACGAUAAUUGGCAACCAUAUGCAUAAAUCGCACUGGAAACCGAUGCCUUGUGAAGGAACCCUGAGUCUAGAAGAGGUUCAUCUGAGAUGGCCAACUGAUCUAGCUAUUAAUCCAUUGGAUAAUAGCUUGCAUAUUAUCGACGAUCAUAUGAUUCUAAGGCUUACAGCUGAUGGUAGAGUGAAAGUUGUCGCUGGUCGACCUCUCCAUUGCCCUCCUACUGCACAUUUCGAUACAGAUUUAGAAUUCGCCACCCAAGCUACUCUAGUCAUGCCCCAAAGUAUCACAUUUGCUACAAAUGGCGACCUAUAUGUGGGAGAAUCCGAUUCUCAAAGAAUCAAUAGAGUCAGGAUUGUUGGAACCGAUGGCAGAAUAAUUCAUUACGCUGGUUCCGAAUCCAAAUGCAACUGCCUCGAUAAGAAAUGCGACUGUUACGAAGAAAGUCACCUAUUGGCAGCGAAUGCUAAAUUCAAUACCAUCUCUGCUAUCGCUAUUACCCCCGAUGGCGUUCUGUAUAUCGCUGAUCAAGCCAACUACAGAGUGCGAUCGAUCACCGCUAGCAUUCCGGAAGAAACAGACGAUCGUGAAUACGAAGUAUACGCUCCAGAAACCCAAGAACUCUACGUCUUCAAUAGAUUCGGCCAACAUAUCGCUACCAAGAACAUCCUAACUGGUGAAAUCAGCUACACAUUUGCUUACAGCGUGAACACCAGCAGUGGAAAGCUCAGCACGAUCACAGAUACUGCUGGAAACAAGGUCUUCUUGCUGAGAGAUUAUUCUAGUCAGGUCAACUCUAUUGAAAAUACCAAAGGUCAGAAAUGUCGAUUGAGAAUGUCACGAAUGAGAAUGCUGAGUGAGAUCACAACUCCUGAUAAUUACAAUAUCACCUUCGAUUACCACGGAGAUACUGGAUUACUAAGGAGUAAAUUGGAUUCGGCUGGAAGAAGCUAUGUUUACCAUUACGAUGAUUUUGGUCGACUUACCGGAGCUGUUACCCCGACUGGUAAAGCUAUCAAUCUCGCUUUUGAUCUCAGUAUCAAAGGAGCUACUGUCAAGGCCACCUAUGACGAUAAGCAAUCCAUCUCUAUGACCGUACGUGGCUCUUCUGUGAUCACCAAGACAGGAGAAUCUGAAAGACGAACGUCGAUUUCGAAUGAUGGCAGUUUGCUAACAGUGUUGCCCUGGGGAAGCACAAUCAGCACGGAAAUGGUCCCAUAUCCGAUUUUAGCCGAUAUGGAUACCAUCUUAGCUGAGAGCUAUCCAGUACCAGCCAAACAAAAGACCGAAAUUGGAUCCGACCUAACGAACCGAUUCGAAUGGAAAUAUUUCCUUAGAAAAGUACCUAUUGGUUCCAAACAGAAAGCUCCUGCUACAGGUAAACCAAUCCAAGUAGGCAGAAAGUUGAGAAUCAAUGGCCAAAAUCUUCUGACACUUGAAUACGAUCGUGAAUCGAAAACCAUGGCUGUGUUCUUAGACGAUCAUGUUGAAUUACUCAAUGUCACUUAUGAUCGUACCGCUAGACCGGUGAAAUGGAUACCAAAGAAUAGUGCUUUCGCUGGAGUUCAACUUGAGUACGAUAGAUUCAGCAGACUCAGCGUCUGGCGUUGGGGAGCACUGACCGAAAAAUACGGAUACGAUAGGGCUGGUCGAUUAUCAGAGAUUCGUUAUGCAGAUGAUACUUCCACAGUUUACGCUUUCAAGGAUAUGUUCAGCAGUCUUCCAUUAAAAGUGACCACUCCUCGAGGAAGCGAUUACCUACUGGAAUACGACGACGCCGGAGCAUUGAAAUCCCUAACCACCCCUCGAGGCCAUAUCCACACCUUCAGUCUACAAACCUCACUCGGCUUCUACAAGUACCAAUAUUACUCUCCAGUCAGCCGUCAUCCGUUCGAAUUACACUAUAACGAAGAAGGCAAAAUCAUGGCCAAGCUGUACCCUCACCAUUCUGGAAAAGUUACCUACGUUUAUGACCAGUCUGGUCGCAUUGAUACCGUCUUGACUGGAUUAUCUUCCAUCCACUAUACGUAUCAAGAAAGCACGAAUUUGAUCAAGAAUAUCGAUACGAUCGAGCCAGGAUUCGAACUUAAGAACGAGUUCAAGUAUCAUGGAGGGUUGUUGAAGGAUGAAAAUCUUCGGUUUGGUACCAAGAGCAAUUUACACAAUGUGCAGAUUAAAUAUCAAUACGAUGGCAAUGCUAGAGUAUCGCUGAUUGAGGUAGCAGUCGAUAAUAAAGAUCUUCCAACGAUGCACGUGAAAUAUAAUCCGAAUUUGGGCAGUUUGGAGAGCAUCAAUGAUUUACGAAUUUACAGAAACGCUUUCAACAGAUCUGUUGUCCAAGAUAACGCCAAACAAUACUUUAUGGUUACCGAAUGUGAUUCUCACGCUAGGAUUAAGACGGUCACUGUGAAUAUUAAAUCUUUCGAUGUGUACAAGAUGGAGCUAGAAUACGACGCGAGAAGUAGAAUAUCUAAUCAAAAGAUCAGCUACGGACGAAACACGAUCGUCGAUAGGAUGGCUUACAGCGCCGAUGGCCAUUUACUCGAAGUAGUUGGUAAAAGUAACUGGAAAUAUUUAUACGAUGAAAAUGGCAACGCUGUAGGCAUCGUCGACCAAAGCCAGAAAUUAACUCUAGGAUACGAUAGCGGCGACAGAAUCGUUCAAGUUGGAGACAUCGAAUUGAAAGGAUACGACGUCCGAGGCUUCGUCGUCCGCAACGGCCAAGCUAAGCUAAGCUACGACGAAAGUGGCCACCUAAGUCAUGCCACAGACGGUGAAACCUUCAGCACAUUUUACCGAUACGAUCACCGAGGCAGACUCAUCUCGAUCCACGACACCACCGGAAACGUCACCCAAUUCUUAUACACAGAUCCCCAUCGACCUGAACUCAUCACCAUACUCCAUAAUCCCAAACACAGACGCACCUACACCUACCUGUACGACGAUAACGAUGUCCUAGUCGCCAUCGAAUCUGCCGACCAAAGAUAUUACGUCGCUCCGGAUCAGAAUGGAUCACCUAUGGUGGUAUUCGACACGAAUGGAAAUGUAGUCAAGGAAAUCAAAAGAACCCCAUUCGGUAAAAUCAUCUCGGAUUCGAAUAUCGCUUUGUAUAUUCCGGUCGGAUUCCAAAGAAGUAUACCCGAUCCGCAUACUGGACUCGUGUAUUUAAAUAAAAGAUGGUACGAUCCUAGUGUCGGACAGUGGAUGACGCCUGAUUGGGAGAAGUUGGCGAAUCAGAUGACGACUCCGACUGAUAUCUUUAUAUAUCGGUUCCACAACAACGAUCCUAUUAAUCCGUUCAAGAUGCAGAGAGUGAACUACAUGACUGAUCUCAAUAGCUGGAUGCUAGUCUACGGAUACAAUACAAGAGACAUGCUCGGCUCAGCUUACAUGCAGGAUAUGAUUCAAAAACCAACUGCUCAAAUCAACUCGCCCCAAUUAGCCCCAGAUUUUGGUCUAAUGUCCGGUCUACAAUGUAUCGUCGAUAAGAUCACCGAGCAAUUCCGAGACUUCGGAUUCGUACCUCAGCCCUUGCUCAAGAUGGAAUCACGUACCAGGAAUUUAUUACCUAGAGUCGCCUAUCGAAGAUCUGUAUUCGGCGAAGGUCUUCUUAUUUCGAGAAGUGAAAGUGGUCGAGCUCUCAUUUCAACCGUCGAAGGAGUCAAUAGCGUCGUUCAAGAUGUUAUCACGUCUGUGUUUAAUAAUUCGCAUUUCUUGGAUCUUCACUUCAGUCAUCAUGAUCAAGACUUGUUCUAUUUCGUCAAGGAUAACCCAUUGAAAAUACGAGACGAUUUAGAAGAACUGCGCAGACUCGGCAGUAUGUUCAACGUCUCGACUCACGACACAGCCGAUGGCAAAGAACUCCGUCUGCACAGCUCAGAUGCCCUGAUCUCCGUCCGAUACGGCGUCGAACCUCAACAAGAACGACACCGGUUACUCAAACAUGCCCACAAACGAGCAGUCGAAAGAGCUUGGGAAUUGGAAAAAACUCUCAUAUCAGCAGGUCUGAGCGGUGCUCGAGGUGACUGGACCGAAGAAGAGAAAGACGAGCUGCUGCUUAGAGGUCGAAUCGAAGGAUACGAUGGUAUCGAUAUCCAUAGCGUUCAAAGGUACCCUGAGUUAGCCGACGAUCCGGGCAAUAUCGCUUUCAAAAAAGACUCUACGAAAAGGAAACGUAAAAGGAGAAAUCACAGCAAGUCGUAAUAAAACUUACGAAUUUUUUCAAUUUUUUUUUCUUUUUAUAGUCAUUUAGUUACGAUGAUGAUUUGUUUUUAUUUUUCCUUUUUUUUUCUUCUUCGGUUUCUCCGAUACCGCGUUUCCCUUGUUAUGUAGAUGAAAUCAUCGAAAUAUAAAAAAAAUUGUGAUAUUAAAUGAUAACUUUAUCUAAACUAACGUGUACAUUUGUGAAUAUUAUUAAUUAUUUUAUCGAUGAACGAAAAAACAAAAAUAUUUUAAGUUACCUUCAGUUAUUAUUAUUGUAUCUUAUACAUAGUUUUGUUAUUUAUCAAAGUGUGUAAAUACGUAAUGUACGUAUCUUCAGCGUGUCUUUAUUAUCGUGUGUAUUAUUCGUGUAUAGUAUUUUCCCCUUUCGUUGAUUACUAUUGUUUUUUUUUUUUUAAUUUUUUUAUAUUAUUGUAAAUCGUUUGUUAUAAACAAAUCAGUCAUUAAUUUAUUAUACUUAGUAACGCAUUAUGAAUAAUAAUACCGUGAUUAGCGAUUAAAUCAAAAGUUGGUAAUAUACCUACCUAUGUAAACAGCAAACUAACUCGAUACAUUGAUAUUGAACAAUCUACCUACCUGUAUCUAUUUUUCUUUUUUUUUUGUGAAUGUGUAAAAUUGUACUUAACGACAGAUCUCAUUUUUAUUAUACCCAUUGAAAAUUUUCAUUCUUUUUUCUUUCAAUGUAUCGAGUUACUUUGCUGAAGAAGACAAAAAAUGUGUUAACCCUUCUGUCGAAUAAUUAAUACGUAUUUAUGAUAAGGUGUAUUUUAAGCGAUUGUAGAAACCAUGUACACAGAAAAUUUUCGUUUUUCUUUUCUAUCUACAAUACCCAUUUGUAGAGAGGGUGCUUCUUGUUCUAAUCAAUUGUUCUUGUUCAGCAAUAAUACUACGACGACGUGUACAUAACAGAAUUUCUUUUUCGGUUUGCAAUAACAAUACUCAUCUCUUUACGUUAAUUUUUAAUACGUUAUAAAUACAACAACCUUUUUCCUAUAUAUUCAUGUUAUUUAUAAAUACUCUCUUAUCAUAGAAUAUUUUAUUUGACGAUUGAAGACUCUUAGUGUAAUUUUUUUAAAUUAUGAUUUUUUUGUAGAUCAUAUGUAGUUACGUAAUAUCUUUUACUAAGUAUUGUUUUACCACUUUGCCAAAAUAAAAUAUUUGAGAAAUA